UCCUGCCUCCAUCGAAACUUGAAACCCCUCCUCCCAUUUAUGAAUUGUGCCACUUCUGUUCAUCCAUUCAAAACUUGUCUCUCUCUUUCGUAACUAACUGCUGCCAUUGCUACUCUUUCAAUUCUGCUCAUCAAUUCGGAAGUUUUGAAUGAAGAAUCUAAUACAAGUUAAGGAACUCUGUGUGGCACUCAUCUCUGUGAAAAACGGUAAUCUCAUCUCUAAUUAACAUCCUUGAGAAGCCUCAAGUGAAUAAUGGUCACCAAUAGAUUGAAGAGGGAGCAAUGCGACCGAACAAAACACGAUUCUAGCUUCUCCCACUGGAAGAUUCUUAUUGGUCCUUCUGAUUGGGAAGACUAUUCCAAAGGAAAGGAAGGAUCUACCAGAUACAGGGUUCACAACCUUCCUCAGAAAUUGGGUCCCGGAGUGUAUGAGCUUGGAGUAGCUGUAUCGCGUAGUGGCUUGGGGCGUGAAAUCUACAAGCUUGCCGCUGACCCUCGUCGCAUAAUUGUGGUUUACCUUGGAAAAGCUGACAAUGUGAGAGCAAGACUGCAGUGUUAUGGCAGGAAUGGAGCACAUUUGGGUAAUAGCUAUUUGUCAGACGAUUCUUCUCUUCAAAUGGGAAGGUCAUUGUUUCAGGAGAUAUUUUCACAAGGCUUCCCUAUUGUUUAUAGAUGGGCUCCUAUGCAAAACACUGGAGAAGCCCUGAGUACAGAAGCUCAGCUGCUUAGUACAUUUGAUUAUGCAUGGAACACUAUCAAAAAUGGUACACGGCGGCCUAACGAUAUUCUUGAAAUGCUCAAUAAUUUUGCUUCAGGCACUACAACAUUUUCAGAUGUGGCCAAAUUGCUUCUACCCUUCACUCAGAAGAAAGUGGGGAUACCAAUUAAAUCGAGCAAGCUGCCUCUGACAGAUGACAAAUUAGACGAAGCUGAUAAUGGCAGAUAUAAUUUCCUAUCUCGUGUGUUCAAAUUCAACAGGUCGCGCCCUAGAAUAGUUCAAGAUACCACUGAUGGUGCCACUCACGAGAAUGCUAAAAUUUGUGGAGUAAUGUUGGCAGAUGGUUCUAUUUGUAAAAGGCCACCAGUUGAAAAAAGAGUGAGGUGUCCUGAACACAAAGGAAUGAGAAGAAAUGUGUCUACUGCCAAAGCAAGUAGAGCACCCAAGGCUGAAUUAGAAAGCAUUGUAGGUAAUGCCUAUAGGUACCAAAAUGUCAACCAUGAUGUAGAAGACCCUCCUCAAAAAGUGGUUGAUAGUCAUGUUGAGGAGAGUAUCACCAAAACCAUUAUAUGUGGAAUCAUCUUGGAUGACGGGUCCACUUGUAGAAGACAACCGGUUAAAGGAAGAAAAAGGUGCCAUGAACAUAAAGGGAAAAGAAUUCGGGCAUCUAUUCAUACAAAUCAGAAAUAAUUGAAUUUUGGAGUGCUCAAUUUUGGCAUACAGAUUUAGAAUAUGAUAAUAGUAAAGACAAGUGCUAUGCAUAAAGCACAAAAUAUACUUGUUCAAGCUUGCACAAAGAGUUUAGUUAAAAGCAUAUGUAUUUAGGUGAUGUUUUUGCUGUACAAGGCAACAAUUGCAAGGAGCAUAAAGGGUCGAAGAGAUGAUAGCAGUUGGAGGGCUUACUUCCAGUAUAUGGAUUUAUUUAUCAGAAAUUCACAUUGUUGAAGAAAUAACAAACAACUCUAUAAGCAAAAGGCAAACAAUUGUAGGUAAUGAGAAAAAAUGUUGUAGUUGUAUUAUUUUCUUGAAGGGCGUAUCUGUUUGUAUAAAAGCGCUUUAUUUGUUGAAAGUCUCUCUCCUAAUUCUUUGUAGCUGCAAAAAAUAGAAAAUGUUGUACUUGAUGUUUUGCCAUUUUCAUUACAUCAUGAAUUGUAUGUUGAGUUGAACCCAUUAA
Messenger RNA from Cicer arietinum (chickpea), 1891 nucleotides. Its product is annotated as protein EFFECTOR OF TRANSCRIPTION 2-like. NCBI's taxonomy places the organism in Eukaryota, Viridiplantae, Streptophyta, Magnoliopsida, Fabales, Fabaceae. Gene Ontology annotation, molecular function: DNA binding. The record is from RefSeq and is a predicted model, not a curated record. Gene Ontology annotation, biological process: regulation of DNA-templated transcription.